Messenger RNA from Leopardus geoffroyi (Geoffroy's cat), 471 nucleotides. RefSeq names its product zinc finger protein 565-like. The transcript is spliced from 4 exons. Gene Ontology annotation, biological process: regulation of DNA-templated transcription. Lineage: Eukaryota; Metazoa; Chordata; Mammalia; Carnivora; Felidae. The coding region runs from base 1 to 471 and encodes 156 amino acids. The record is from RefSeq and is a predicted model, not a curated record.
AUGGAAAGCCACUGGGACUGCUCAUUCUCUCCAGAAGGCACCAGGCCUGGGGAUGAGAACGUGUUGUCUGAUGCCAGAUGUACUAAUGACCCAGUAUGGAAUACACUGCAGGACCUGUCUCUCUGGUGCCCCAACAGGGACCUGAAGGUGGACAUGUGCAGCACCACUGAAGAAAUGCCCAGGGAACUGAAGGGAACUUUAGAGCCAGAGAAGCUCCUCCUUCGGGGUUUCUGCAGAGGACUGUUGACCUUCAGGGAUGUGGCCAUAGAAUUCUCUCAGGAAGAGUGGGGAUUCCUGAACCACAGUCAGUGGGCACUGUACAGGGAUGUGAUGUUAGAGACCUAUGGACACCUCCUCUUCUUGGGUCUUGUUGUGUCUAAGCCAGACCUGGUCAUCUUUUUGGACCAAAAGGAGUCUUGGAAUGUGAAGGGAAAGGAUACAGUAGCCACACACCCAGAUAGAUGGGAAUGA